This is a messenger RNA of Harpegnathos saltator (Jerdon's jumping ant), 496 nucleotides long. It is a transcript of the gene ATPsynE, whose product is annotated as ATP synthase, subunit E. Gene Ontology annotation, molecular function: proton transmembrane transporter activity. The record is from RefSeq and is a predicted model, not a curated record. Gene Ontology annotation, biological process: proton motive force-driven ATP synthesis. The coding region runs from base 52 to 312 and encodes 86 amino acids. Gene Ontology annotation, cellular component: proton-transporting ATP synthase complex. The transcript is spliced from 3 exons. Lineage: Eukaryota; Metazoa; Arthropoda; Insecta; Hymenoptera; Formicidae.
UGACAUCACUCGCGAGUAUUCGUGACAUUGAACGGUUCUGUCGUGAGCAAGAUGUCGACCGCCGAGCUAAAUCCGAGACCUCUGCGAGUUUCUCCUUUUAUUAAGUUCUGUCGAUGGAGUUUACUCCUUACUGGGACCGCAUAUGGUGCAUAUUUCCAUAAUAAAUAUAGUAAGAAGGAAAAUGCUCGCAGAGCAGAGGAGCUGAGGCUUAAACCUAUACGUGAUGCUCAAUUAGCUGAAGAGAAAAGGCUUGCACAUCUGGCGGAAAUGAAAAUGUUGGAAGAUUUAAUGAAAUCAAAACCAGCUGCUUAAAUUUAAUUUAUUUGAUUAGCAUACAUGUUCAUAAAGUGGUAAUUGAUGUAACAUAUAUAUAUAUACAUAUAUAUAUAUGUGUGUAUAUGUGAGGUAGAUAACAUAUUAUUUCAACAUCGAAAACAGUCGCAAUUAUUGAACCAUAUAUUGUACAAAAAUGUCUAAUAAAAAUCUGUGAAAUUCA